UUCCUGUCGGUUCCCUCAACGGCCUUUGAUUGAGUUCAAACAUCCAUCAGUAGGACCACGCAUCAUUGCCGAUUGGCGAAUUCACAAUGGCAUCUAAGUUUCUAAGAGAGUACAAGCUGGUUGUAGUAGGCGGAGGAGGUGUAGGCAAAUCCUGCCUGACCAUCCAAUUGAUACAGAGUCAUUUCGUUGACGAAUACGAUCCCACUAUUGAAGAUUCCUACCGUAAGCAGUGUGUUAUCGAUGACGAAGUCGCUCUACUCGAUGUGCUUGAUACGGCAGGCCAGGAGGAAUACUCCGCCAUGAGAGAACAGUACAUGCGCACCGGUGAAGGAUUCCUUCUAGUUUACUCCAUCACCUCCGAUCAAAGUUUUGAGGAAAUCCGCACUUUCCAACAACAGAUUCUACGAGUCAAAGACAAGGAUCCCACAGACUAUUUCCCCAUGGUCGUGGUGGGCAACAAGUGUGAUUUGGAGAGCGAACGAGAAGUUCCCCGACAAGAUGGUGAGGCUUUAGCGAAGCAAUUUGGAUGCCCUUUCGUCGAGACCUCUGCCAAGUCCCGGACAAACGUCGAUAAGGCGUUCUUCGAUCUCGUCAGAGAAAUCCGCAACUACAACCGCAACAUGCAAGGCUUAUCGACGAACAGUGGUGGCAACGCUGGUGCGAGCGGUCCGGGUACUAAAAUGGAAGUGAGUGAGGGCGAAGCCGAAGCCGGCUGCUGCUCAAAGUGCGUAGUUCUAUGAGUUGGUUGGAGAUUGGAGAUGGCGUGAAAAUAAUUGGUU
Messenger RNA from Daldinia caldariorum, 779 nucleotides. RefSeq names its product ras-domain-containing protein. The transcript is spliced from 4 exons. Gene Ontology annotation, molecular function: GDP binding; GTPase activity; GTP binding. NCBI's taxonomy places the organism in Eukaryota, Fungi, Ascomycota, Sordariomycetes, Xylariales, Hypoxylaceae. Gene Ontology annotation, cellular component: plasma membrane. The record is from RefSeq and is a predicted model, not a curated record. Gene Ontology annotation, biological process: signal transduction. The coding region runs from base 87 to 740 and encodes 217 amino acids.